CGUACUCCCCCGUCUCCAUGUUUGUGUCUAAUGGUCCGGAUGGAUUGGUGGUCUAAGUGGUACCCCUAAUCGUGACUCGAUGGUCACACAAUUGUCAAGUGCAUCGGUGCCGAUGGAUGAUCCAGUCAUCUCCGUCGUGCAUCCCGUCUACCAGCCGCGCAGACUUAUAUCCAAAUCGCAACGGCUUCAGACCUCAGUCGUAUUUCGCGUUCAACGCUGCCACGCGUUGCCCGAGACUGCCUCCAAGCGGCAGAUGUCACAGCCCUGCAGGCUGAUUUGGGCCUGUAGCCAAUCGCAUUGCACCGUUCAAUACGAUGCCAGAGCCAAGCAACGAGAGGGCCAGUCGCAACUCAACCACGGCCUGCUGACAAAAGAAAGGUGUCGGGAUGUGGGUUCCGCGCGUGGGUGCCAUGAGACCGCUGACAAGCACGGAGAUUCGUUUGAACUGGACAUCAACCGGGCAACAUUCCAUUGCAUUCCAGGUUUUUGCACCGCCAGGUCAGCACCAGGGCACGUUCGGCACUCUCCGACAAACUGUGAUCCAAGAUAUGCUGGGGAUCAUGGCAAGGCGGUGCUCGAUGCGGCAAACGGUGCCUCCAGAUUGUCGCGGGGUGUAGAUUCCUGCGGCUGACUGCGAUAUGAAGUGAAAAUGGGGCUGAUCAAAAAGGGAACAUUUGAGGUUUUGACGAGACCCCACUAAAAACGAGUGGGUCCAUCGCUGGAGUUCUCACUGGCGUGAAAUUUUCAAGUUUAUCAACAGCUCCGCAACCUGCUUGAACCGGGCACGAUACAUUCAUCUUAUUAUUCUCUUGAAAUUGGAAGUGAAGAAGAGUCUGAUCAACAAGUGGCCGCCGAGUUCACGUCGUACUACCUGCAACGCGCCACGAAAGAGUUUGCCGAGGACCUCGACAAGGUGCGCUCUGCCGACGACUUCAAGAACGAUGCGCUCCAGA
Messenger RNA from Parathielavia appendiculata, 953 nucleotides. RefSeq lists its product as uncharacterized. The transcript has 2 exons. The record is from RefSeq and is a predicted model, not a curated record. Lineage: Eukaryota; Fungi; Ascomycota; Sordariomycetes; Sordariales; Chaetomiaceae. The coding region runs from base 80 to 631 and encodes 183 amino acids.